Molecule: messenger RNA, 1653 nt
Organism: Bipolaris sorokiniana ND90Pr
Lineage: Eukaryota; Fungi; Ascomycota; Dothideomycetes; Pleosporales; Pleosporaceae
Exons: 3
Coding region: 22-1653 (543 amino acids)
Source: RefSeq, a predicted model, not a curated record
ACUCCCUCGGACGCGACGCCUAUGGGUACCUCUCAGCUUCCUCGUUCUAUAUCAACUCACAAGCCUCUGCCCAGUCCUCCGAUCGUGCAGGUGUCAAAUCCCAAUAGUCCGCCAAAAGCGCAGCGUACGCUCAUAGACGCUCAGUCUGAGAGCUCUAUACGCUGCAAGUGGCCGGUACUUCACCCCGAGAAUGUUUCUCCGUGCUCGAACUUAUUGGCUCAAGAUUCUUACGAUGGCGCCGGCGACGACCGCAGCAUCCGAUUGAAGCCACUCUCAUGGCAUGCAUCAGAUGCAAACGCCACUGCGCACACAGGUACAGGUCCGAUCCUCAGAAUCUCUGCUGACGCCGAUGAUUUCAUUCUCGGCACUGGUGACGAUGUCCCGGAAGUACCACCUAUUCCGGCGGUAUUCACUAAGCGUCUUCAGCAGACACGCUCUUUCAGCAAUCUCAGGGCUCGUCUCGCGGAGGCUACAGAGUCCAAAGCGCUACUGAGCAAUGCGCCUCCAACUCCAACAGCGAACCCUGUGAGGACGUUGAGGAGUUUGACCCCUGUUGUCAAAAUCAGCCCAAUCCGCUCCAUGCAACCUGCAAGAAAAGAGUUUCUUGCGUCUCUUUCAGGAUACACUCAAUUGCCAGACGACGAGCCAGUCUUGGACAUGAAGAAGACCAGGAUCAGGAAGACGAUCGCAAGCAUCAUGAACUCGAAGUCCUCACCAAACUUGAGGGACCACUCCGGAAAUGACACCAAGAGCUGGAAAAUGAACCCUUUCAACAAGAGCUCGCUGUCAUUGUACAAUACAGCGCAGUCCCACGAUACCGUCCGCAACCCCGAUUCUGGAAGGUUGAGGACGGCGGAGACUGUGACGUCUGAAACUGAAGAGGGCUCUUUGAGUCACGAUACGCCACAGCAGCGCCAACCAUACCAGUCCGACGAGCACUUGAUGGGCUUGUCGGUGACUCCCUCUGCUCCGCAAGAUACGUCGUUGGACAAGCAAGAUCAUGGUAUGUCAGAGAAGAAGACCAAGGCCCAACGCAGCAUUCGCGACAUCUUUAGUCGAGGCAGAUCGCGCACUAGACCAAAAGAGCCAAUGCCUACUACCAAGCAAGAUUUCCUGAGUGUCACUAGCAGCUCACUCAACAAGGCCAUGCGAGACACAAAAAGUCACUCCAUGAUCAACCUCGCCGUGCCGACAGAGUCCAGGCCUCAGACUGCACCUGCUCCCAAGCAAAAGAAGAAGGACACAGGCAAAAACCCUCCCAUACCUCUUAGUGCUGGUCUCAAGUUGAAAAGUACUUGCGCAAGUCCAGAUAGGAAACUCGUGCCCGACGAACGCGAGAGCACACGCACCUUGAUUGAAGAUAUGAUUGAACGCUUAGAUACACAGCCUCGCGACUCCAAAGAGCGUCUACGCAUUGUUGAGAUGGCAGAGUGUGUCAUCAGCGCCGCCUUAAAUGCCAAGAACUGCGAGGAUUGCGCAGAAGAAGCCAAGAAAAAUGCCCGCAAUGCGGAGAUGCAUUUGGAUCUGGCUGGCAUGGAGCUCCAGCGCUUGUACAGCCUUGUGGAAAAUGCUGAUCUCGACACCGAGGUUGUGAGCGGCAUCAAGCGGCUUGGUCGUCGGUUCAGGGCCGGUGGCAAGCCGGAUUGGCUUUGA